UAUGUCGACAUCCUCCUUCGAAUCAAGCUUUGGAUGCAGAGCGCUGAGCGCCGAUGCCGCAUCACUUGCAGCCUACCGAAAGACGCAUGGGCCUGCCUUCGCUAUGUCCUGAAGUACGCCCACCUACUGCAGCACGCCACGCCGCGAGCCGUCAGGAAGCAUGUCAAGCGGGGACGUCGCUACGAAAUACCUCCCAUGCUGAAGGGAUACCUGCGUGCCACAAGGAUGACUUGCACUGGCCCCAACGCCGCGCUGUCCAGGCACGCGAUAACGGAGCUGGUGGAGGACGAGACGAAGCGGCGUGAGCUCUUACCCAAAGCAAGCGCCACGCUUCGACCUCCACUCACUUCGUUCGCUUUCGCGGUGUCGUGGUGUCUCCAGUUCCACACUUCGAUGCUCCCCCUUGCUGAAUCGGAUAUACGUCGGGUUCCGACGAGCGAGUCGGAGGGCCAGAAAGACGUGAUCAUGCGAGCCUGCUAUGUCAACUUUUAUGUGAUCUCCCGACCGAGUCUGCGAGAUACUCUUCUCUGGCUCAAAGAGCAGCCAUACUUCGUACCGGUCAAGAUACCUUUUCCGAAAGCUCUCAACGCUGAUCUCAUCAACCGAUACAAGUUCCUCUCGAUCCUUUGGCGGUUGCAGAGCUGCCCAAUCCUGGCUGCAGACCAAGGCCUGAUGACGAUGACGCAGUCGAUGCUGGACUCCUGCCUUGCUAUCGCGAUGCCAGACCGACCGCUGACGAGCACGACGUCCCGGCGACGACGCGCAUCCUUCUCUGCGCUGCAGGACAUACGGGCCAGACCGCGUCUUCCGCUCAAGCCACCGUGCCAUUGUGAGCGUCGUUUGAUGGUGAUAUGAGCGGGGAGGCGUCCAACUGGUAGAAGAAAGCAUGAGCACCGCUUUCGAAAUGAUAUGUAACACCACCGAAAGUAUCAGCCGUACCGAUGUCUGUCCUAACAUAUGCAUGGCUUGACGAGUCAGACUCGUUCCCCAGGCGGACUUACUUAUCUUCGCCAGGAGGAUCAGUCUGAAAAGCGCGGC
This is a messenger RNA of Fomitopsis serialis, 1038 nucleotides long. RefSeq lists its product as uncharacterized. The transcript is spliced from 5 exons. The annotation marks the transcript as partial. The record is from RefSeq and is a predicted model, not a curated record. Lineage: Eukaryota; Fungi; Basidiomycota; Agaricomycetes; Polyporales; Fomitopsidaceae.